Molecule: messenger RNA, 1131 nt
Organism: Glycine soja
Lineage: Eukaryota; Viridiplantae; Streptophyta; Magnoliopsida; Fabales; Fabaceae
Product: ATP-dependent Clp protease proteolytic subunit-related protein 2, chloroplastic-like
Exons: 9
Coding region: 21-959 (312 amino acids)
Biological process (GO): protein quality control for misfolded or incompletely synthesized proteins
Cellular component (GO): endopeptidase Clp complex
Molecular function (GO): ATPase binding; serine-type endopeptidase activity; ATP-dependent peptidase activity
Source: RefSeq, a predicted model, not a curated record
UCAAAACGGCAUUGUCGUUAAUGUUCAUUUCUCUUGCAACAAGUAACUCGUUCAGAUUUUGGUUUUUGCUUCCCUAUCCGCUCUCUCUUCUUCACUUCAGUAUGGCGGUGGUACCUUACACCACCGGUUCUGCACCUCUUCUUUCUCCUCCUUCUACUUCUAGUGUUGCCACAAAGCUCUACUCCGGAUUGAAACUUCAAGCUGCGAGUCCUUUCGGAGCUGCAAAACCUAACGUAACCGCUGAGUUUUAUGGAAAAGUUCACAACACUCUUCACUGUCGGUAUGCUAACCACAAUACAUCAAUGGCACGUAUUCGAAUGAUGCCAAUAGGGACUCCUAAAGUCCCCUAUAGGACACCUGGUGAAGGAACUUGGCAAUGGGUUGAUGUAUGGAACGCCCUUUAUCGAGAACGUGUUAUCUUCAUUGGACAAGAGAUAGAUGAAGAAUUUAGUAACCAAAUAUUGGCUACUAUGCUUUAUCUUGACAGUAUAGAAAACUCCAAGAAGCUUUAUAUGUACAUCAAUGGCCCUGGUGGUGAUCUUACACCAAGCAUGGCUAUCUAUGACACCAUGCAGAGCUUGCAAAGUCCUGUAGCCACCCACUGUGUUGGCUAUGCUUAUAGUCUUGCAGCAUUUCUCCUUGCAGCUGGAGAAAAGGGUAAUCGUUCUGCAAUGCCUCUAUCAAGAGUUGCCCUUACAUCACCAGCUGGAGCCGCCCGUGGACAGGCUGAUGACAUUCAGAAUGAAGCAAAUGAACUUCUUAGAAUCAGAGAUUACCUUUUCAAUGAGUUGGCACAGAAAACGGGUCAACCUGUUGAGAAGAUUACUAAAGACUUGAGUAGGAUGAAACGCUUCAACGCACAGGAAGCCCUUGAAUAUGGACUCAUUGAUCGAAUUGUCAGGCCACCCCGCAUUAAGGCUGAUGCACCACGCAAGGAAGCAGGCACAGGUCUUGGUUAAGAAUAUUUGGAAUCCGCAUUAUGUGUUUGAAGAGCAGAGAAUAACAUGUUUUGUAUCAUUGAAUAAUGCAUGAAUAUUAUAUUAGUCAUGACAUUAAAAAUGAGAAAUGUUACAACACAUUUUUAUUUUCUGAUACACUUACAGUUUUUUUUUAAUUCACGAAUUUAUCUGA